This is a messenger RNA of Acanthoscelides obtectus, 1596 nucleotides long. Lineage: Eukaryota; Metazoa; Arthropoda; Insecta; Coleoptera; Chrysomelidae. The record is from the annotation of a GenBank genome assembly.
AGUCCACUUCGGCCCAUACACGCUGCAAUGUGUCUCGAUCGAUAUUGUUAAUAGCAGUAGUAAUGCGUUCCCGGAGUUGACCCAAUGUUGUUGGCAGAGGUGUUUAAGAAAUGUGCGAGGAGGACGUUUCUGCCCUGGUUGUCGACAAUGGUUCUGGGAUGUGCAAAGCAGGAUUUGCUGGAGACGACGCACCUAGGGCUGUGUUCGCUAGUGUGGUCGGAAGGCCAAGGUAUCAGGGAGUUAUGGUCGGUAUGGGGCAGAAGGACUCCUAUGUCGGUGAUGAAGCUCAGACCAAACGAGGUGUCCUAACAGUGAAAUAUCCCAUUGAGCACGGUAUCAUCAAUAACUGGGACGAUAUGGAGAAAAUAUGGCAUCACACAUUUUACAAUGAACUCAGGGUAGUAUCCCCAGAGGAUCAUCCAGUACUAUUAACGGAGGCACCACUGAACCCAAAAACCAACAGAGAAAAAAUGACGCAAAUUAUGUUUGAAACCUUCAACUGCCCUGCCAUGUAUGUCGCCAUACAGGCUGUGUUGUCUCUGUAUGCCAGCGGUAGAACGACUGGAAUUGUUAUGGAUUCUGGAGAUGGAGUUUCACACACUGUACCCAUUUAUGAAGGUUACGCCCUACCACACGCCAUAAUCCGGCUAGAUCUGGCAGGUCGCGAUCUCACGGACUACCUCAUGAAGCUGCUGACUGAACGCGGUUACAGCUUCACCACUAGUGCCGAACGAGAGAUCAUCAGAGACCUGAAGGAGAAGAUUUGCUACGUAGCACAGGAGUUUGACCAGGAGAUGGCCAUUGCACGCACUACGAACUGCAUAGAGAAAUCGUACGAGCUUCCAGAUGGACAGAUCAUCACUUUGGGCAGCGAGAGGUUCCGCUGUCCAGAAGCCAUGUUCCAGCCUGCACUGAUAGGCCUAGAAACGCCUGGUAUAGCAGAAACCACAUACUUAUCCAUAAUGCGCUCGGAUAUGGACAUCCGGAAGGAACUAUAUGCCAACACAGUACUAUCAGGUGGCUCAACGAUGUUCCCGGGUACGGCAGACCGCAUCCAACGUGAGGUAGCGCAACUAGCACCUGCAUCCAUGAAGAUCAAGAUCAUUGCGCCCCCUGAAAGAAAGUACUCCGUCUGGAUCGGGGGCAGCAUUUUGGCCAGCCUCACCACCUUCCAGCAGAUGUGGAUAUCCAAGCAGGAGUAUGAUGACGCGGGGUGUACUAUAGUACACAGGAAAUGCUUCUGAGGAGUGCAGUCACUAUCGACGCACGUUCCAAUUUCUAAAAAUAUUAUUUUUUAGUAUUAUUAUACAAAGGUGUAAAAAAUUAGCAAUAUACGAGUAUUGCGUUUAUGGCUAGUAUGUCGCUGGCGAACUAAAUGAGUUAAUAGUUUUCGUGGAGUUAUACCGUCGCCUAGGUUCUAACUCAGCGUAACUCAAGACUGUAAAGGGCAAAAAACGGUGGAUCUUUGGAUUCCUUAUCGAAAGACAUGCAUGUCUUGAUGGCGCCAUUUUUUGAGUCACGCGAUGUUUAAACUAAAACGACGAUAAAUAUGUGAAAAUUAUUGCCAACAGUUCACCUUCAGGGGCCUGUUUCUCC